Messenger RNA from Funneliformis mosseae, 5778 nucleotides. The record is from the annotation of a GenBank genome assembly. Lineage: Eukaryota; Fungi; Glomeromycota; Glomeromycetes; Glomerales; Glomeraceae.
AUGCCUCCUAAUAAUAAAAUUAAAAAAUCUGAAAAUAAAAAAAAUGAAAAAAUUGAUUACGAUACCGCACAAAGAAGGAUUUUGCAACAUACCAAAAUAUUAGAAUCAAAAGAAUCAUAUAUAAGUGAUGAUGAUUCAAAUACGACUAGACUCGGUUUUCACUCUUCGAAUGACAAAGAAAGUACUGUUACUACGAUUCGAAUUGGUGAUGUUUCUUUAAGGGUUACCAAGUCUAAACGUCCUGAAUUGGUUCCCCAUUAUAUUGAUCCGCUUUUUGAAGAAUCACAAGAAGUUCUGAGACAUUUAAGAUGGAUAAUGCAAAAAGACAAAUUAAAACAAGAUAUAUUCCUCAUCGGACUUCCCGGGCAUUUACGUAGGGGACUAGUUCUCAAGUAUGCUCAACUUACAAAUCGAGAAAUCGAGUACGUUCCUUUAUCAAAAGAUUGUACUGAUUCGGAUUUAAAACAGCGUCGUGAAAUAUCUGGGGGGACCGCGUAUUACAUAGAUCAAGCUUGCGUUAGAGCUGCUACCAAUGGUCGAAUAUUAAUCUUGGACGGUAUUGAAAAAGCCGAAAGAAAUGUUUUGCCGAUAUUAAAUAAUUUAUUGGAAAACAGAGAAAUGUCAUUAGAGGAUGGAAGAUUUUUGGUACAUCCAAAACGGUAUGACUCUUUAGCAAAAAAUAAUAAAAAAAGCGUGAUGGAUGAUUGGAAACUUGUGAGGGUUUCAGAUCAAUUUAUUGUUAUGGCUCUUGGUCUACCAGUUCCACCUUAUGUUGGACAUCCUCUGGAUCCUCCGCUUAGAUCAAGAUUUCAAUCAAGAGAUGUAAAGCCACCCGGAUUUGAUUCUUAUAUCAGACAUUUAAGAAAAUUGGCGCCUGAUGCAAAUCCGGAAUUAGCUGAACGAUUAGCAUCUGUGGCAACCGUUCUUGGAUCAAUGUCAUUUGAUGAAGGUGGAAUUGAGAUUCCGGAAUUUCCGAGUUCAGUGGAUACAAGUGCUCUUGUUUUGCAAAAAUUUCCAUAUAUUAAACCAAGAUUUUUGUUGGACUUGUUAUAUCCAUGGCCUUUGCUACCAACUUGUGCUGCUGAACAAAAAGAUGUUAUUGAAGCGACUUAUCAUCGUUUCGGGAUGCUAGGUUUUGAAAUUAAUAAGCCAGAAAAACUCAGGACGGAAAGUGGCAGUAGUAAGCCCGAGGAAGAUAUUAUUUUUCAAUGUAUGCCUGGAUAUAAUGUUACUGAUAUAAAAUUAUCAGAAAGUAAGGAAAGAGCUAUAGCUAGUGACCUUCCUAUUCAUAAAAUUGAUUUAAAUUUCCAUUCUGAGGUGGCGGGGUUAAAAGAUCAUUUAGUUCAAGUUUUUGGAGGUGAUGAAGAUCCUUCGACUGCAGAUUUCUUUGUUGAGACUAAUUAUCACAAAAACUUAUUUAAUUCAAUGUUAAUUACUCAUUCUGUGGGAGAUUUUUGUGUACUUGGAGGAAAAGGUGUUGGUAAAAGUGCAUUAGUAAGGCAUUUUGCCAUAAAUCUUGGGUAUACUAUUGAAUACAUCCCAUUAUACAAGGACAUGUCUGCUCGCGAUCUUUUACAACGUCGCGGCACAACCUUUGCAGGAGACACAAUCUGGGAGAAUUCAUCAUUAGUAAAAGCAGCGUUAUUUGGUAGUUUAGCCGUUAUGGAUGGUAUCGACACACUUUCAUUUGGAACGAUCGUGACAUUACAACGCUUGAUAAAAGAACGUGAGAUAUCACUUCCUGAUGGAACUCAAUUGAUUCAUCCGUUUAGAUAUCAGAAAUUAAUAGAAGGUCAUGGGUUCACAAAAGAACAAUUGGAUAAAAAGGGAAUCUUUGCUAUUCACCCAGCAUUCAGGAUUAUAGCCUUAGGACGUCCCGUUAGUGGUGGAAGUGGUGAAGGAAGACCUGGUGCCUGGUUAUCACCGGAAAUCGUCUCAAUGUUUCAGUUCGUCGUUGUGCGCUCAUUGGAUUAUCAAGAAGAAAUGCGUGUUCUUGAAACUUUGUCUCCUGGGAUAGAUUCUAAUAACCUUUCGUUGCUAUUGCAAUUUGCCAAUCGACUUCGUAAAGGUUCUGAUGAAAUCGUAAAGACACUAUCUAACGCACUUUCUACACGACAAUUGAUCAGGAUUUGUCGUAGACUUGCAUUGUUUCCGAAUGAUAGUUUGUAUGAAGCUAUUCAUAGAGUUUCUUUAUCAAGAUUCUUACCAUCUUUAGCCAAGACGGCAUUGGAAGAAUUAAUGGCCAGCAAUGGCAUUUUACCUCCAAUGAAAGUUGUUAAUGUUGAACAGUUGAAAAUUGAUGUGCUUCCGUCAAGGUCAAAUCCUCAAAUAUUGAAAAUAGGAAAUGUUGAAGAACCAAUAGCUAAGGAUUCGAAUCCACUUUUAAUUCCUGAUAUUGUCUUUCAUGAAAAUCCUAAACAAACAGAAAUUCUCAUGCAAAUGUUGCAAGAUUAUCAAUUAGGGGAGCACUUGUUAUUGAUCGGUAAUCAGGGAGUAGGAAAAAAUAAGUUGGCAGAUUACUUUUUGCAAUUGUUGAGAUUACCUAGAGAAUAUAUCCAAUUGCACCGUGACACAACAGUGCAGAGCUUAACGGCUACACCUUCUAUCGUAGAUGGUGUGUUACAGUUUGAAGAUUCUCCGUUAGUUAAGGCUGUUAAAAAUGGAUAUGUAUUAGUGGUUGAUGAAGCAGAUAAAGCACCAACUUAUGUAACAGCCGUGCUAAGAAAUCUUCUUGAAGAUGGUCAAAUGGUUUUAGGUGAUGGAAGAAGAAUAGUGUCUACAAUAUCAUCUAAAGAUGCUAAAGAAUGUAUUGUUAUACAUAGAAAUUUCAGAAUGAUAGUAUUGGCGAAUAGGCCAGGAUUUCCUUUCCUUGGUAAUGAUUUUUAUAGGGAAAUUGGGGAUGUUUUCAGUUGUCACGCUGUAGACAAUCCCGAUUCAGAAUCUGAAAUGUUUCUGUUGACAAGAUAUGCACCAGAUAUUUCGGAGGAUUUACUUCUUAAAUUGACAGCAGCAUUUGGUGAUUUAAGAAAAUUAGUAGACGAGGGAUUGAUUUCUUAUCCAUAUUCCACUAGAGAAUUGGUCAAUAUUGUUAAGCAUAUGCAGCAAUAUCCUGAUGAAGGAAUCUCGCGUAUAUUACAAAAUGUUUUUGAUUUUGAUCAAUAUGAUAAAGAUUCAAAGGAUCUUUUAAUUGAAACCUUCCAGAAACAUGGAAUUCCUGUUGGAUUAGAAUCAGAUUUUUCGAUUAAAUUAGGGAAAAGGAUACCGUUGAGUAAACCUAUAGUUACUGAACUUUGGACAAAAUCAAUUUCUGAUAAUAAAGUUUGCGUAGUUAAACAGGAACCUAUAAUAUUUGGUGGGGACUGGGAAAUUAAAGUUAAUAAAUCGAGAGAGCUCGAUCGAACUGAAGGUCGAAUUGUGACUUUUACCGAACAAAUUUAUAAUUUCAAGAUUCCAACUCGCGGUGAAGCGCUUGAUAUAGUCGCACUUUCUGAUGGAUCAUUGUUUGUAAUUACAACAAAUCCUAUGACGAUUCAUACAGUUGACCAAAAUCACCAAAAAGUUCGAAGUAUAGAGAUGUACGAAUUCUUCCCAUUACAAAAAGCUUCGCCAAGAUUAAGAAUGGCGAUAGUACAAACACAAGAAACAUGGUAUAUUAUAUUACAUAAUCCAGCUGAAAAUUCAUUAUUUUCCAUUGAUUUAACAAGAAGUAUAGCUGCAGCGGACAUCGUAUUGAUCAAUAAAAUAGGGUUAACUGGGUUAAAUCCCGUGAAGUCAAUUAUGUUAAAAGAUUAUGAAUCCCUCGGGAUUUUAGUUUUUUAUCAGAUUGAUAGACCAACUAUACUUUUAUUGGAUUUCAAUACCAAUACUCAGCAUAUUAUUGAAGUUCCAGUUAACAUAUCACGUUUAUAUUUGUUGAGGACAAAUGUGUGGUUAUUAAGAGAUUGUUCAAAAGGACAAUAUCAUCUUUUGUAUGCUGACGAUCAGCAAACAAUGAUUCCUAAUAUGAUUCCUGAUAUAAUCAAGAAUAUUGACAUUAAAGGAUUAUUUAAACCUAAUCCGGAAACAAUAACUUAUUUGUCAAACGAUGGCGUUCCAUAUCCAAAAGUAUCAUCUGCCAGAUUUUCACAUAAUGAAAAUGAUUCUAUUGCUUUAUCUAUUGUAUCUAACUUACCCGAAGCAUUGUUGGAAAAUCCGUCAAAUAAUUCUAAAGCCGAAAUUAUUUCAUUUAUGAGAGAAAGUGGUGAUGAUGGAAGGAAUUAUUAUAAGAAUUUAAAGACCUCUUCUUUAUUUUUAAGAAAGUCUGGCCAAUUAGCUACUAUUAUUCCAUUAAAGGAUGGAAGAAGUGAAGGUUAUUUAGAACUAUUUAAUCCCGUACAGACUACGUUAUGGAGGGUUAUAAUACCUUUAGCUAUUCCUGAAACCGGUCUAAUUAAGAAUGAUCCAGCAUUAAAUGCUAUCGGUAGUCCUUACAUACAUUUUGAAAGAACUGCCGCAUCUAUGCUGGAAUUACCUAAUGGUGAUUUGUUGACCAUGGAUAUUAGUGGCGUCGUGAGAGUAUGGCAAGUUGAUGCUGGACAAUUAAUAAACGCUGCUAACACUUGGAGGAAACUUGUUGGUUCUAUUGACCAACGUGUAUUAUCUAUCAUAUAUGAAGACUCGGAGGGGAAUACGAUUUAUGAACAAGCGGAAAAUGUUGGAGUGAGUUCACAGGAAGGAAGUUCUGGUAAUGGAGGAAGUGGGGGGAAUGAAGGUGGUGAAAAUUCUAACGAAGGAGCAGAUGGAGCAGGUGGUGGUGGUGGUGUUCCGAGUGAUCCAUUGAAUUUUAAAGGUCGUGAACCUACAUUUAUUGAUGUUAGUAAUUUGGAAAUUAGAACUGAGGCCAAACCACCCUUUGAACUUACUGACGCUCAGAGAGAAUUACAUGAAAUAUCUAUGCAAAAACGUCGUGAACAAGUUAAUAUGACUCAAGCAGAUUCUGACAAAUUUAGAUCAUAUUUAGCAAAUGUACAGCGUGAAAUUCGAGAGUUACGUGUUAUAUUAGAAAGUAUUGAAGCAAAAAAUAAAGAACGCGUUUGGUUAAAAAAUCAAAGUUCUGGCGACAUUGAUGAUACAAAACUAAUUGAGGGAUUGACUGGGGAUAGAAAUAUUUACAAAAGACGUGGUGAAAAUGAUCCCGAAGUUGGAUUCUUCCAAAAUCUUCCUAAGAAAAUGUAUUUCUUAUUUGAUAUAAGUGCAAGUAUGUAUCGUUUUAAUUCGCAUGAUCGACGGCUGGAGAGGUCGAUGGAAGUCGCGCUCAUGGUUAUGGAAUCAUUUAAGUCGUUUGAACACAAAUUUCAAUAUAGAAUUAUUGGACAUAGUGGAGAUGGACCUAAUAUCGAAUUUGUCAAAGAAGGACAAUAUCCUCGCACGGAAAAAGAAUCAUUGAAAAUAUUAAAUCAAAUGUUUAAUCAUUCGCAAUUUUGUCUUAGUGGAGAUAAUACAGUUAGUGCUACCGCUCAUGCUAUUAAAGAUAUCGUGAAAGAAGAUGCAGAUGAUUAUUUUGUCGUUGUACUCUCAGAUGCGAAUAUUCAACAAUAUAGAAUUAAUCCAGAAGAUAUUUCGAAAGUAUUGAAAUCUGAUGAAAGAGUAACUACAAGUAUAAUAUUUAUUGGAUCUUUAGCAGAUCAAGCAGAACAGUUAAAGAAAUAUCUAGGAAAUAAGGCACAUAUUUGUAUGGAUAAUAAAGAUUUGCCAAAAAUUAUGAAAUCUAUAUUCUUGGCUUCUAUGUUAAAAGAUUAA